Molecule: messenger RNA, 684 nt
Organism: Thrips palmi
Lineage: Eukaryota; Metazoa; Arthropoda; Insecta; Thysanoptera; Thripidae
Exons: 3
Coding region: 105-539 (144 amino acids)
Source: RefSeq, a predicted model, not a curated record
ACGCGCUGCGCAUCGCUGCGCAUGGGCUAGCACCUGUAAGGCAUUAUAAGGCCGGUCGCCAGGCGAGCAAAGCUUCAGUGUGCUCUCGAUUCCCGAUAAGCAACAUGAUCGCUGCAUUGGUUUUCAUCGCUCUGGCGGCCGGCGCCCAGGUCCAGGGCUUCCCUGGCAGCGACCCUGUCGCUGAGGCCCUGGCUGUGCUCCCUGAGCAGGCCGAGCUCUUGGGUGCCCACCUCGGCGACAACGUGAUGUGCCUGAUCAAAUACCUCGGCAAGGUCCAGGAAGUCGUCAAGAGCGGCAAGGAGGAUCUCCCACUCGUGGAGGCGGCCCUCAACACCCUCGUCAGCAACGUCAAGGCCUGCGGCAACCAGCCCCUCCUCCCCAAGCUCAACUGCGGCCUGCAGGCCAUCCGCGACUCAUGGGAGAACUCCGAAGACAUCCGCAAGGCCGCAUUGGCACUCGGUGAGCAAGCAGCUGCUCUCGCCAAGCAGAUCAAGGAAGACUGCUUCAAGAGCAACUCCUUCCUGCAGACUGUCUACUAAGUUCACGUCAUCAGCUGAGAUCUUCUAACUUUUCAUCGUUUCAAGGUUCAUGUCAAUUCUGACAUAUUGACUUAAGAAAUAAAAGGACUUAACACAUUCCCUGCCUGACGAAUAAUGGAAAUAAAUGGUCAUUAUUGAGCGGUUU